CUAAAUAAUUGACUUGUCUCUGUGAACCCCCUCCAUACUAACGACAUCAAAACAUGUGGCGACGGCAGCCACCCGCUGUACGCGCCCAACCAUGGCACUUCACCGGAGAGAUAUAGCACUUGGUGGCAUUAUGUGCUUUAUCACGUGGGGUUAUGCCACCAAUUGGUUCCCGACGCUCCGCUGGGUCGGCUACGCCUUUGUUGGCGGUGCGCUGGUCACACUCGUUGCCCUUCUCGCUCUCGUGCUGCUCACCUCGCGCGGCCCCAGAUUCCGCAAUUUUCGAAAGACAGCGCGGCCACAUGGCGCUGCCUUUGUCGGCCCCGAUGCGUGGAAAACAGAGGUGGCCGCUUUGCGACACCGCCAGACCUAUGCUAAGACGCCGCUCUGCCCCGAGUCCCCCAGGGUGUCGGCAGCUCUCGACGACGUCCUCGAGUACAUCAUCCGCGACUUCAUCAGGGUGUGGUAUUCGAACAUUAGCACAAAUCCCGUGUUCACAGACGAGGUAGACAAGGCCAUACGGGGCGCUCUGCUCAGGGUCCGCGAUCGACUCCGGGAGCUCGACCUCGCCGAGGUGCUGACUACGCGCCUUGUCCCGAUCCUGACCGCCCACUUCCGCGACUUCUCCGAUGCUGAGCGAGCUGUGAGGGGACGCAAGCUAAACCGGUCUGUCACCGAAACCGAGGAGCUGGAUCUGGCCAUCGCCUCGAAAUACAGGGAGGGGAAGUUGCAUCCAGCUGCGACUCUGUUUUUCUCGGAUACCAAAACGACGCAACAAGAUUACCUGCGGCAGACAAUGUCCAAGGUGUUGCCCAAGGUUGUGCCCGAGAGCUUGCUUGCCUCGAGAGCCGUUUCGAUCCUCGUCCGCGAGAUCACCGCAUGUGCAGUCAUGUUCCCUGUGAUGCAGAUGUUGGCCGACCCUGAUACCUGGAAUCAGCUGAUGGAGAACUAUGGACGAACCAUGUUGCAAGACCGCUCCACGGUCCGGAGACUGCGCGCCGCCCUAGACCAGCACGCCUCUCCCGCUCCCAAGACGGGCAAGCCGGUAACGUUCCCGCGUCUCACGCCUGGUGAUAGUGAGAAGAGGUUCGAAAAGUUCAUUCGGGCGAUCCGCAAGGUGAACAAUUUGUCAGAUGCCAGGCGAUUCCGCAGCGAGGUUGCGAGUCAGUUGAAGAGGGACUCGCAACAGGAGAACGCGGACCAAGUCUAUCUACGCCGGCUGGACAUGGGCAAGCGAAUGCUAGAUCAAAGGGUGUACCAUCUGGCCGCUGGCGGUGGCCGACGAGCCCUUCCACCAAACCCGGUUCCCGGCACAGGACCAUCAGCCGCAUCUCGGCUGGAGAAUGCGUCGCUCCCUGAAUUGCUCCGAGACCCUUCGAGCCUGUCCUACUUCAUGGAGUACAUGGAUAGACAGCGCUUGGUAUCAAUGGUUCAGUUUUGGCUUGUCGUCGAUGGCUUCCGCAACCCACUUGAACCCGACGGUCUCGACGGAGAGCAGUUGCCGCUGCAAUUCCCCCCCUGGACAGAAUCGGACAGACUCGAUCUUGCUCAAAUUGAUGCUGCCUACCUAGGCAAGCCCGAGUUGGAGGUCCCAGAGUCCUCGAAGCGCAUAGUUCAAGAGUUUCUAAAAGCCGGCAAACGGGCAACUCCGGAGCAGUAUUAUAAAGCACGAAGGGAAAUCCUGCGAGCGCAGAGCGCCGUCCUGGACGAAAUGCGGACCAAACACUUUCAGAAUUUCAAGAGGUCAGACUUGUUUUAUAAAGCAUUGGCUGCCGAAGAGGCAUCCAAGCAUACAGCGCUACCAGCCACAGGAGCUCUUCGGUCAGGCUCGCCUCUUCCACGAGCUUCUUCAUACACCGCGUCUAAGCCAAGCUCCGUUGCGCGCCUUGCCCCGAGACUACACACAGGACCCCAGGGCCGGAAGGCUGGAUCGACGUCUGAUCUGAGAGCCCUAAAUGUUGACGGCAUCGGCGGAUUCGAUCCCAGACGAUCAAUCGACGAAGAUCGCUCUCCUAAUCCAUUAUUCGACGAUGAUGAUGUAGGGGAUGACGCUCUAGCUGACUCGGUAGCGAGCCUUGAUCAGGACUUCAGUGCUGCGCCGCCAGUGCCCGAUACAAAGGUAGUCCAAGAGAUGGAGAAGGCCCUCAAUACUAUUUUGGAAGACAGUCAGCCGCCGACAGCAGAGGAUCUCAGGGCGUCUUUAUUUGGUGAAGGUGACGAGAGCUCGAGUGGGAUAUUCGGCUCACUAGACGGCGCCGCCAGGGCGAGCUCACCUGCAGAUGCCCCAAGGUUAAACAGGCGACCGGUGGAUUCGACCAGACCUGGCGAGCCGUCGCUCAAUCUCAAGCCCACUGAAGCGCCCAAACCAGGCAGGGCCUCCCUUGACAUCAGCCGGACUACUGAUUUGCCGCGGUCAGGGAGAAGCUCCCUGGACGGGGAUAGACCUGCAAAGGGCCAAGAGAAACCCAGUCUAGCAUCCUUAGGUCUCGUGAGCGCGGCUUCACGAAUUGGGGUGUUUGUAGACGACGACCUCUUCGGCGACGAAGAUAGGUUCCUCUCCGAUGAGCGGUCCGGUUCAGACAGCAAUAGGGAAGACGACGAUGCGGAUGCGAUACACCAAGCCGCUCCCGGCGAUCUUGGCCUGGCCGAAGCCAUCACAGUCCUAACCAACGACAUUGACAAACUAAUCGCUCAGGACGCAGUAGUGGAUUCUCUGCUGAGGAAGGCAGAACUAACGAAUAACAUGGCCGAGCUGAGAAUUCUUCGCAAGUCAAAGGCAAGUCUGCAAAGGGAAAUUCGGAGAAAGGAGCUGCAGAGACAACAGUACGUCAUACAGGAGAGUGACAAUAGCCUGUAUGGCCGCUCCACCAUCAAAAUCAAAGGAAUCCAGGUCGGGCGAGAUGAAGAUGGCAAGGAAUUCGCCCUCUAUGCUAUCGAGGUUUCGAGGAACGCGGGCGAGCAGAUGCCUGCGGCUACGUGGGUCAUCACACGGAGGUAUAGCGAGUUCCUCGAGUUGCACCAGAAACUCCGCUCGCACUAUCCCUCGGUUCGCAAUCUCGAUUUUCCCCGCCGUCGCGUCGUCAUGAAGCUGCAAAGCGAGUUCCUUCAGAAGAGGCGCGCAGCCCUCGAAAAGUACCUCAGCGAGCUGCUUCUCCUACCCGACGUCUGCCGCAGCCGCGAUUUGCGUGCCUUCCUUUCCCAGCGCGUCAUUACCGCGCAGCAGGGGACAGAGGGGAGCAGCAACAAACAGAGAGAUAUGAUCUCGCGCCUCUACGACUCGGUCGCAGACGGAAUGGAGGAUAUACUUGGCAGCAUACCUGUUCUGGACCAGCUCUCAUUAGCUGGGCAGAACCUCAUCGCGGCGGCUACGAAUCAGCUUGGGACGAUGCCCCUAGGCGCACUCAACGACGAGGUGGCUGAUGCGGCGGGGAUUAUGAGCGCCGCCGAGGCUGAGGCGGAGCUCAAUGCGUUUGAGAAUAACAACAAGGAGCUCGAGCCCUUUGUCAAACCGAUAUGUGACAUCUUCCUCGAGGUGUUUGAGCUCAAUCGGGGCAACAACUGGCUGCGCGGCAGGGCUGUGGUAGUGGUGCUGCAUCAGCUACUGGGCGGCACCAUUGAGCGCAAGCUGAGAGACAACGUCAGGGCUCUCUUGCAGGAGGACGCGCUGCUCAAGUACAUCGGCCUGUUGAGAGACGGCCUGUGGCCUGGCGGCCAGCUGCCUAGGGACAAAGUGCCCCGAACGCCAGCGGAGAAGGCGAGGACCAGGACUGAGGCUAGCUUAAUGCUUGCGACGCUCGUGCCGGAUCUGGCGGGUAGCGUAGUAGGCCGGCUGAACGCGCAAGCGGCGAGCAGGAGGGUGUUUGCGACCUUGAAUAACUCGCGGUUGAAUGCCCAUUUGGCGUUUACUUUGUUGGACGAAGUCAUCAACGUGCUGUUUGAGAGCUGAGUUGGUGGAGGGUAAUCAACGUAAUUAAUGGACUGCAUAGCAUUGGAGUUUUGGCUUGGGGUUGAUGGGCAAGCUGCAAGCAUCACACGUCGGGGGUUAGCGUUGUUUACCUUAGUUAUCUGUAUGUAUCUCAUAUACCAGCUACAUGUACAUACCAGGUAUCCAUGACCUGUGAUGGCCUGUUUCUACGCCGAGCCUCAUCUCGCCUGUAUUCUGGAGUCCGGGUUCUCACCACCUGAGAGCAAAGCAUGGCGAUGAGAUAUUUCCAGCAUCACGCUUGGCCUACUAGUAGUAUCUAGGAGUAUCGAUAUCCUGAGUUCGAAAUGAUCAAGAUCGGGAUCGACAGU
This is a messenger RNA of Canariomyces notabilis, 4290 nucleotides long. RefSeq lists its product as uncharacterized. The coding region runs from base 131 to 3943 and encodes 1270 amino acids. Gene Ontology annotation, cellular component: intracellular membrane-bounded organelle. Gene Ontology annotation, molecular function: phosphatidylinositol binding. The transcript has 2 exons. The record is from RefSeq and is a predicted model, not a curated record. Lineage: Eukaryota; Fungi; Ascomycota; Sordariomycetes; Sordariales; Chaetomiaceae.